AUGACCAAAGCUGAUUUGGUGAACAACCUUGGAACAAUUGCAAGGUCUGGUACCAAGGAAUUCAUGGAGGCGUUGGCUGCUGGAGCUGAUGUUAGCAUGAUUGGGCAGUUUGGUGUUGGUUUCUACUCGGCUUACCUUGUUGCUGAUAAGGGGAACGAAGAUGACCUUUACCUCAAGGAAGACCAGUUGGAGUACCUUGAGGAGAGGAGGCUUAAGGAUUUGGUCAAGAAGCACUCUGAGUUCAUCAGCUACCCGAUCUCUCUCUGGAUUGAGAAGACCAUUGAGAAGGAGAUUUCUGAUGAUGAAGACGAGGAAGAGAAGAAGGAUGAGGAAGGCAAGGUCGAGGAGGUAGAUGAGGAGAAGGAGAAGGAGGAGAAGAAAAGAAGAAGAUCAAGGAGAGGAGAUCAACAAGGAGGAGUACGCCGCUUCUACAAGAGUCUCAGCAAUGACUGGGAAGAGCAUUUGGCUGUGAAGCACUUCUCUGUUGAAGGGACAGCUCGAGUUCAAGGCUAUCCUUUCGUUCCCAAGAGAGCUCCUUUCGAUCUCUUUGACACCAAGAAGAAGCCAAACAACAUUAAGCUCUACGUCCGUCGUGUCUUCAUCAUGGACAACUGUGAGGACAUCAUCCCAGAAGAGACUUUGCAGCAGAACAAGAUCCUCAAGGUCAUCCGCAAGAACCUUGUGAAGAAGUGCCUUGAGCUCUUCUUUGAGAUUGCUGAGAACAAGGAGGACUACAACAAGUUCUACGAGGCAUUCUCCAAGAAUCUGAAGCUCGGCAUCCACGAGGACUCUCAGAACAGAACCAAGAUCGCUGAGUUGCUCCGUUACCACUCAACCAAGAGCGGUGAUGAAUUGACCAGCCUCAAGGACUACGUGACGAGGAUGAAGGAAGGUCAGGAGGACAUCUUCUACAUCACCGGUGAGAGCAAGAAGGCUGUGGAGAACUCUCCAUUCCUCGAGAAGCUCAAGAAGAAGGGGUACGAAGUCCUUUACAUGGUUGAUGCCAUUGACGAGUACGCCAUUGGUCAGCUCAAGGAGUUUGAGGGAAAGAAGCUCGUCUCUGCAACAAGGAAGGUCGAGAAGGUUAUCGUCUCUGACCGUGUGUGGACUCACCUUGCUGUCUUGUCACCGGCGAGUACGGCUGGACCGCGAACAUGGAGAGGAUCAUGA
Messenger RNA from Microthlaspi erraticum, 1170 nucleotides. Lineage: Eukaryota; Viridiplantae; Streptophyta; Magnoliopsida; Brassicales; Brassicaceae. The record is from the annotation of a GenBank genome assembly.